This is a messenger RNA of Fulvia fulva, 2103 nucleotides long. RefSeq lists its product as uncharacterized. Bases 1 to 2103 code for a protein of 700 amino acids. NCBI's taxonomy places the organism in Eukaryota, Fungi, Ascomycota, Dothideomycetes, Mycosphaerellales, Mycosphaerellaceae. The record is from RefSeq and is a predicted model, not a curated record. The transcript has 2 exons.
AUGAAGUUACCCUUUGCGCAAGCAGAGCUGCAGGCGGCAGGGCAGCAGGAGAAGCACAUCAAGCGCAUUGUCGACCAUGCCGCCACUGGAUUGCACGACAUCACGCGAACCGUAGUGAAGCGGUCCGAAACAUCCAGCAGCAGCAAGUCCUCGAGCACGUGCGACAAUGAGGGUGCAAACUGCCACACGCCGGCACAGACACAGAAUACCCAAAACACUGCCAUCAUUCUCGGUGUCGUUAUUCCUAUGGCAGUUGCAAUAGUCAUCCUCCUCGUGCUCCACCGACGACAUGUCAAGAAACAACGGCUAGAGGACAUCAACGACCCUCACAAGUCCUUGGACUUUGGCAUGGAAGGAAUCGCACCGGCGGCAUCGAAGCAAUCAAAAGGCCGAAAGAAGGGACCGGAAAUGAUUGUCACCGACCUUGGUGCUGCGUCGUCCAAGAGGAAGGAUAUGGGUUUGUCAAUGGACUUGUCAAUGCACAUAGACAGCCCGUAUGUGCUGCCUGCGGCCAUGAACGGCUCGCGUGAAUCCAUACACAGCAUGUCGCGCAGCAUGGUGGAUCCGCACGAUCCAUACCGACCGGUGACGCUUAUGCGACCCUCAACCGACAACGACUCGAUGCGCUUCAACAACCGCCUGGGCGACAACGGCUCCGUCUACUCCAUGUCGACAGGUCACCACUCCAACCUCCGAGAGAACGUCAGCCUCGUCGCGAAUGCCCGACCAAUGUCACAGUCUUUCGACAAGCGUGCAGACUCCAUGUCGCCUCACGAAUCUAUGUCCACAGGUGAAUUUCCGCCUCGACAAAUGCACAGCUCCAUGAAUCGAAAUGGUCAGCAUAGUCGCAAGCCAAGUCUGGACAAGCCAAUGCCGGAGAUCAACGAGAAGGAGAUCUUGUACUCGCCUCCAUCUGUGCCAGAGCCAGUCGCAAGAGAGCUCCCUUCGCCGCCACGAUUAUCAAUAAACAGCAAUCUUGCCCCACCAAGAGGAGACUACAUGACAGCGCCGCCGAUCGACAGCCGUCCAGAAUCAAGCAACUACGGCGAUGACUUUCCACCUGCUCCGACACACCCGACAAUCAUGAUUCCAGAGCCGUACGAGAUUGAUAUGGUUGCAGAACGGUAUUCCUUGGACGCCCCAGCUGCCUUGCCCGUAAGAGGUGCCAGCUUGCACCCAGCGCAACCCGUUCCAGCACAAAACCGGUUAUCAGUCAUGGGUCUUCGACCACUUCCACCCGAUGUUCCUGACGAGACGCCCGAGUUGCGUGCGAACAGAAUACGCUCGUUCUACAAGGAAUACUUUGAUGACAGCAAGCCGACGGCUGGCAAUGCUCCACAUGGCAACCCUGCUAUCGGUGUAACGCCAGAUGAGGUAUACGACGACUAUCUGGAUGGCGUAGUUUACGAUCCUCACAGCGGCGGGUUCUACGCUCCUGGAGCACGUCCUUUCGCUGAGACUCCAGUCCGCAGAGCGAUGACACCACCACCACGAGGUGCUCAGGGCAAGCCCCGUGUCAGUGGCGGCUCGCAAGGUGGCUACCCACACCAGAGGAAGUUCUCUGCUGCGUACUCGACAAUGUCCGGUGGUCGUCCAAGAGGCCGCUCAAUGCCAAAGAAGAAGCUGCCACCGCCAUCACCAUUGUCUAGCUUGCCUACACCGCACAAGCUGAGAAAAGAUGCGCAAAUCUUCAACCCGCUCGAUUUCGCUCCUCCGACUUCGAUUCGAGACCUGCAGAACGGCAGAAGGCCAGACUCGCCGCUCGGCACCCCAAGACCUUACAGUCCAAGCGUAAGAGCUUUCACGCCGCUGGCGUCGUCGUUCGAGAACCUCGCAGUCUUGCCAUCUCCCCACGAUCUACGCAAAUCAGGCACGUUCACCGCACUCGACUUCGCACCACCUUCGAAGAUCAGAGAUCCUAUGCUGUCGUCUGGCGAUGCCGGCAGCAUUCGCAGUAACCGCUCCGGCAUCUCAACGAUUCAACGGGACGCCGUUCGAGAAGGUGCAUACCGCGUGUCGAGAAUUCCCAAGGAGAUGGUCACGACAAGGGACGACCUCGCUUCGCAGCUCAAGCCAAAGAUGGACUUGACCUCUUACGCUUAG